Messenger RNA from Nestor notabilis (Kea), 1275 nucleotides. Its product is annotated as vasoactive intestinal polypeptide receptor 1-like. Gene Ontology annotation, biological process: adenylate cyclase-modulating G protein-coupled receptor signaling pathway; cell surface receptor signaling pathway. Gene Ontology annotation, molecular function: vasoactive intestinal polypeptide receptor activity; peptide hormone binding; G protein-coupled peptide receptor activity. The record is from RefSeq and is a predicted model, not a curated record. NCBI's taxonomy places the organism in Eukaryota, Metazoa, Chordata, Aves, Psittaciformes, Psittacidae. The transcript is spliced from 14 exons. Gene Ontology annotation, cellular component: plasma membrane. Bases 1 to 1275 code for a protein of 424 amino acids.
AUGUGGGGCCCACAGCAGCCCCCCGGCACCUGCACGCUGCUGGUCCUGCUGCUCGCAUUCCCGAUGCCACGGGCACAAGCGACACAUCCUGACUGCUCCGUAGUCCUCUAUUUCCAAGAGCAAGAAGCUGAAUGUCUGGAGGUUAUCAGGAGCGAAAGGCAAGCACCAGCCCCCCCUGGGCAGCAAGGUUGCAGAGAGCACAUGGAUGCGGGGAGCUGCUGGCCGGCCGUCCCCCGCGGCCAGUCCCGGGCCCUCGCCUGCCCCAACAUCCUCCACGUCUUCAAGAGGACUAAAGCGCUGAUCUGGAGGAACUGCACCGAGUCGGGAUGGAGCCUCCCCAGCCCUCCCUACUACAGCGCCUGCGAGCUGGAGCCCAUCGGCAGCAACGCCACCACCGAGGCCAAGAGAGGCUAUUUUGUCACCAUGAAGGUGCUUUACACCUGCGGCUACUCCACGUCCCUGGCAGCCCUGUUCUUGGCCAUCGGCAUCUUCUCCUGCUUCAGGAAGCUGCAUUGCACCAGGAAUUCUAUCCACAUCCACUUCUUCACCUCCUUCAUACUGCGCGGAGCCGCUGUGUUCAUCAAGGAUGCUGUCCUCUUCUCAGAUGAGUCCAUCGAUCACUGCACCAUGUCAACGGUGAACUGCAAAGCAGCCAUCGCCUUCUUCCAGUACUCGGUCCUGGCCAACUUCUACUGGCUGCUGGUGGAGGGCAUGUACCUGCAGACCCUGCUGCUGCUCACCUUCACCUCUGACAAGAGGUACAUCUGGUGGUACAUCCUCAUCGGCUGGGGCGUUCCCAUGCUUACAGUCUGCAUAUGGGUGGUCACCAGGCUGCAGUACGACAACCACGGGUGCUGGGAUGACUACAGCAACCCUUACUGGUGGGUGAUCAAGGCUCCCAUCCUCCUGGCCAUAUUUGUGAACUUCCUUAUCUUCCUCAAUGUCACCAGGAUGUUAGCACAGAAGAUCCGCUCCCCGGACAUUAGCAAGAACUACAAGCAGCAGUACAUGAGGCUGACGAAGUCCACGCUGCUCCUCAUCCCCCUUUUCGGGGUGCACUAUGUGGUGUUCGCGCUCUUCCCCGAGCACGUCGGUGUGGAUGCUCGGCUGUACUUCGAGCUGGUCCUCGGCUCCUACCAGGGGUUCCUGGUGGCUCUGCUGUACUGCUUCCUCAAUGGGGAGGUCCAGGCUGAGAUCAAGAGGAACUGGGGCAAGUGGCAGUCGUCUAUGGAGAGCAACGUCUUCAACCUGGUGACCCAGGACUUCACGGCGUGA